Messenger RNA from Blastomyces gilchristii SLH14081, 2200 nucleotides. Its product is annotated as pyridoxamine phosphate oxidase. The coding region runs from base 844 to 1602 and encodes 252 amino acids. Lineage: Eukaryota; Fungi; Ascomycota; Eurotiomycetes; Onygenales; Ajellomycetaceae. The record is from RefSeq and is a predicted model, not a curated record. The transcript is spliced from 2 exons.
UGCCGUUGAUGGCCGCAGCGCGGUUCUAUUUUCCCCCCGCCUCCUCUCCAGCGACAAACCCCUAGUAUUUUCAUCAUCAUGAUCAUCAUCAUCAUCAUCAUUCAUCAUCAUCAAUAAUCAUCAUCUUGUUGAUGAUCAUGACUACUUCGUUACUAUUUUUACUAUUAUUAUUUUUAGUAUUAUUGUUUUAGGCGAACUACCAACUAGUUAAUAAUUUCAUCAUUUGUAAACAAAUGUUGUGUCUUGUCUUUCAUCAUGUCGAUUUCUAUUUCCCAAUCACAGUUUAUUCGUGCGGGGUAAAUACGUAGUAGCCUCGGAUAAAACACGGAAGAAUGGAGGAAAUAAUAGCGGAAAUUGGAAGGAAGGUGGAUAAACCAUGAUAGGUAAUAAUAUAUACCAGAUUAGCGCUGGAUGAAUUCCAAUUAUGGCUGUCGUGGUCGAAUGGAGAUCUCCCGCAUCGGCUCUGUGUCUGUGGAUUGGGUAACAAAACCCCCAACCAGCGGAACCGGGAACGGUUGCAAGGUGCCUGGUUCGAAUCGCCGGGUCGCGAGAAUUUAUUAAUUAGAUUCUUCUCCCACACUCGUGCGAGUAAUCCACGACUUGGCUGUUGGCGCGCUAAGCAAUGGCCCGCAUCCUCGAGGGAAGCAAUUCUGCAGAGAACGGGCUCCCCGGCGAUGGCGGCACCAGAUCACACCGCCGCUGCACAGGCACGGACUCGAAUGGGAUGGUCGACUUUCUUUUUUUUUUCUUUUUUUUUUCUUUUUUUUUUUUAAUUUAAUUUAAAUUUAAUUUUGAUUUUACCUGCUUCCCUUCUUUAUGAUCCCCAAAUAAAAGAAUAUAAUAAUGGUGGCCUUCUUCGACUGCAUCCCGCCCGACCUCCGCGACUGGCUGCUCCGCCAGCCUGUCUUCUUCGUCGCUUCCGCCCCCUCCACCGGCGCCCACAUCAACCUCUCCCCCAAGGGCCUUCCCGCCGCCUCCCUCGCCGUCCUCUCCCCAACCAGGGUCGCCUAUCUCGAUGCCACAGGCUCCGGCAACGAGUCCAUCAGCCACCUACGCGAGAAUGGCCGCAUGACCCUCAUGUUCUGCUCCUUCAACGCCUCCCCGCGCAUCCUGCGUCUCUUCUGCACGGGUUCCGUCAUCGAGUGGAAUGAGCCGCCCUUCCAUCCCAUGUUGGCCCAGAUGCAGUUGGCCGACAAGUACGUCGAGAGUGCGCGGGCCGUCAUGGUGCUCGACGUCUUCAAGGUUCAAACAUCCUGCGGCUACGGCGUCCCCCGCCUCGCCCUCACCACGGACCCAACCACCAACGCCCCGAAGCCAUACCUGCAGGACCGCGAGACAAUGGGCCACUGGGCCUCCAACAAGAUCGCUAAGAACGAACUGCACGCCUACCAGGUCAAGAUGAACUCCGACAGCCUCGAUGGCUUACCGGGCCUGCGGGCUGCCAUGCGCGAGCGGGCUGCUGGGAAUCUGCUGCGGACGAUGUGGGUUGAUGUGCGCAUCUGGGGUUGUAGGAAUCGGAGGGUGAUUGAGAUGGUGGGCGUGAUGCUGAUGUCUGUGUUAAUGACUGUGGCUGUGAUGAGAGAAGGUUUCUUGAGUGUUUAAGUGUUUUACAGCUGAAUGAACAUAAUAACAUGACAUGACAAUGACAAUGAUGAUUGAAUCUUCAUAUCUAGACUAUUUCUACAUCUGUCUCUGUUAGACUGGACUGCCCGCCGUAUUUUUUUACCUUAUUUACUUGCAUUUUGUGUAAAAAUGCGUAACUAUGUCUAUUACUAGUCACUUCUGUUAUUUGAAGUUUCACUUGUAUGAAGCAAAAGAAUUCAAAAUAGUUGGCGUUGAGGUUGUUACAUAUGCAUACAGAGCAGGGACAUAUACUAGUGAAUUCUAGCUUAUGGAUUGAGGCUCUUCCCUUUUUUCAAGCCUUUGAUAUGUUUCUUCAGUGUUAUUGUAUAACUGUUGAAAAUGCAGGAAUAGACACUCUGUGGUCGCCGCUUUCCAACCCUCUGAUAGAAGAGAUAACAAGAAACUACAAGUAAAUAAAUGAAGCCACGGGAGGCAUAUUCUCCAUACAAGGACAUAAGUAUUUUCAGUAUUUCCAGAAGAUAUAGCUUGCACGUUUCCUAUAUGACAACACAUUCCAACUCUUUAUAGAAAACACAAGGUUAUAUAUACAAGCCCCGUAAGAAAAUAACUAGAUCCC